AUGGAGAUCGUGCGCUCCCAUCGGCAGGUCGCCGCCGCAGCUGCCGCAGCCGGCGGCGGCGGUGGCGCGGGGGCCCUGCCUACCUACAAGGCGGCACCGCAGCUCGAGGUGCGGCUGGAGGAGUUUGAGCUCUUUGCCAUCGACCGCCUCCGAGUUCUCAAGGGGAUUUCGGAUGGACUUUCGCGGGGGAAGAGGCCCGAGGAGAUGGAGAAACUGGUCAGUGAAUUGUGGAAGACACACAUGAGGCACCAGGAUCCAGCAGAGACUUUGAACAAGGAUAUAAUAUCACACUUUGUGCUUCGCCUAGUCUACUGCAGAACGGAAGAAUUGCGAAAGUGGUUUCUCUCCAUGGAGACUACACUUUUUCGGUAUCGCUUUCGGCUUGAGAGUCCUGAAUCACAGAGGAUGCUUAUGACUGAGUUUCAACUGCCAUACAAAGCACUGCCACACUCAGAGUUUGAGGCUGUGAAAGACAAGUUGAGCCAAGUAGCGCGUUCCAUCGGUCAAUCUGCAAAUGUUGAGCAUGUGUUCUUCAAGGUACCUUUUGAAGAAGUUCCUGAUCUUGUUGCCAGCCGCCGGGUAUUUCUUUCAAAAGGCUAUGCUUAUGUGGCGAUGAGCCAGGUGGUUUCGCUAGUGGUUACUCAAUUCCGCUGCAAUAUCUCAAAGGCACUUGCUUUAACAAACAGAAAAUGGACAGCAACCAUUAAAGAACAAGAAAAAGACAGGUUGACUCCUAUUGUCGAAGCAUUAAGCAAUGCGUAUUUUGGACCUGAUUACUCUCAGCCAAAGGAUGCUGUUGACAUAUCUCUAAAGGAUAUUGACCAACUGGCUAAAAGUUCUUUCCCUCUUUGUAUGCGGCAUAUGCUAGAUAAGUUGAGAGAAAACCACCAUCUGAAGCAUGGGGGUAGAAUGCAGUUUGGUCUUUUUCUUAAGGGUGCUGGACUAAAGUUGGAAGAUGCUCUUGCAUUUUGGAGGGCGGAAUUUUCUCAGAAGAUUGGUUCUGAGCGGUUCGACAAGGAAUAUGCCUAUACCAUCAGACAUAACUACGGAAAAGAAGGAAAACGGACAGAUUACACUCCAUAUUCAUGUCAAAAGAUCAUUUCUGCAACACCUGGUGUUGGAGAUCACCAUGGAUGCCCGUUUCGACAUUUUGGCGAAGAAAAUUUGCGGGCAGCACUUAACAAAAUGGGCGUUGGUGGGCAUGCAUUGGAAGAGAUAAUGGAUAAAGUGAAGAACAGGCAUUACCAGCUAGCUUGCACAUUAACCUUUGAGACCACACACGGUGUCUCCUGUGAUUCUGGAAUUAACCAUCCAAAUCAAUAUUUCAGUGAAAGCCAGAAAGUUCUGCGAGCCAAAAACCAAACAAUGGAGAGCCAAUCACAAUCAGCAACCUAA
Miscanthus lutarioriparius is the source of this 1395-nucleotide messenger RNA. The record is from the annotation of a GenBank genome assembly. Lineage: Eukaryota; Viridiplantae; Streptophyta; Magnoliopsida; Poales; Poaceae.